CGCUUUUGUUUACCAAAUUCACUUUCACCUAAUCAAAAGAAAGAAUCGAAUCAUCAAGUGGUUUGCAAGCGAAUUGGGUGUUUCGUCUCUCUCACUUUCCUUUCUAUUUCUCUCACUUCCAUCGCUUUCUCUCUAAAACCCUUUGUUUUCAACUUUUUUUUCUUCUCAUUCCUCUGUUUUUAUAUAUAUACACAGCAACACGUAUUUUUUUUUGUGUAUUUCAAGCUCAGAUACAAAGAAAGGGAAAGAAAAAAGAGGGUCUUUUCUUUCUUUCUUUUUUCUCCUUUAUAACUCAUGAAUUCAACUCUCUGAUCAAAAUUUUCCAUUCGGUUUGUGUUAGUGCUGCUUUCGAGGGUUCUCGCCGUCUUUGAAUUCGGCGGUGUCUCUGUUUACCUUUUCUUUUUAUUGUCAUCUCUGAGGAAUUUGGUGGCGCAUUAAAGUUGGGGCGUUCAUGAAUCCAGCUACUUGAAAUUUUGCCUUUUUCCUUUCAGUGUAUUUAAGGCUCUUUUGAAGAAGAAAGCACCACGUCCUUUGGCUCUUCCAUUUAAAUACCUCUUCCUUUCUUUGGUUUUGGUUUUGUUUUUAUUCAAAGUCAGAGAGAAACAGAGACUCAAACAAAAAAUACUUCGAUAUUGGAACCAAACAAAACAUUGAAUUUGAAAACUACUAUCUGUUUUAUUUUUGUUUGUGAACUCGAUCUGGGUUUUUCUUCAAUCUGGUUUUUCUUCAAUCUUUCAGCGAAAGAGACAUUUCGAACUAAGGACUUUUGGUUGCGUUUGUGAAAGAAACCAAAGACAAUGUUGCCUCAGAAACAAGCAGAGGAAGCUAUAGUUCCUAAUGUGAACGAAACAGAGCAUGAAGGAAAAGAAGAAGAUAAAGAAUCUCAGUCUAUUUUCAGUGUAAAAAACAUCCUCUGGCAUGGUGGCUCUGCUUGGGAUGCUUGGUUCAGUUGCGCUUCUAAUCAAGUUGCUCAGGUUCUGUUAACUCUGCCAUAUUCAUUUUCUCAGCUGGGAAUGCUCUCUGGGAUCUUGUUUCAAAUUUUCUAUGGAAUCAUGGGAAGUUGGACUGCUUAUAUAAUCAGUGUACUGUACAUUGAAUACAGAAGUAGGAAGGAGAAAGAGAAUGUGAGCUUCAAAAACCAUGUGAUUCAAUGGUUUGAAGUUCUUGAUGGCUUAUUGGGUCCUUAUUGGAAAGCCAUUGGACUUGCAUUUAACUGUACCUUCCUCUUGUUUGGAUCAGUCAUUCAACUUAUUGCUUGUGCAAGCAAUAUUUAUUACAUCAAUGAUCAUUUGGACAAGAGAACAUGGACUUAUAUUUUUGGAGCUUGUUGUGCUACCACUGUUUUCAUCCCUUCUUUCCAUAACUACCGGCUUUGGUCCUUUUUGGGGCUUGGGAUGACCACUUACACUGCUUGGUACAUGGCCAUCGCCGCUCUUGUCCACGGCCAGGUUGAGGGUGUCCAACACUCUGGCCCUAAGAAAUUGGUUCUGUACUUCACCGGCGCCACUAACAUUCUUUACACAUUCGGAGGCCAUGCUGUGACUGUUGAAAUUAUGCACGCUAUGUGGAAGCCACAGAAAUUCAAAUACAUCUAUUUGAUGGCUACCUUAUACGUUUUCACCUUAACGCUUCCGUCAGCCACCGCCGUAUACUGGGCUUUCGGAGAUGAGCUUCUAAACCAUUCCAACGCCUUCUCCCUUCUCCCAAAAUCCCGCUUCCGUGACGCCGCCGUCAUCCUCAUGCUUAUUCACCAGUUCAUUACGUUUGGGUUUGCUUGUACGCCGUUGUACUUUGUGUGGGAGAAAGUGAUUGGAAUGCAUGAUACGAAGAGCAUUUGUUUAAGGGCUAUUGCGAGGUUACCGGUGGUGAUUCCAAUUUGGUUUUUGGCAAUCAUUUUCCCGUUCUUUGGGCCAAUAAAUUCGGCGGUGGGAGCUUUGUUGGUGAGUUUCACAGUAUAUAUUAUCCCUGCUAUGGCUCAUAUGCUGACUUACAGAAAGGCCUCUGCUCGUCAGAACGCUGCGGAGAAGCCUCCGUUCUUCAUCCCGAGCUGGGUUGGAAUGUAUGCAUUGAACACGUUUGUGGUGGCGUGGGUUCUUGUGGUUGGGUUUGGGUUUGGAGGAUGGGCUAGUAUGACGAACUUUGUUAGGCAAGUUGACACCUUCGGACUUUUUGCAAAGUGCUAUCAAUGCAAGGGUCCACCGUUACCUGCGAUGGCUCCUAUUGCUCAUCAUUAAACACUGGGCAGCCACCGGGUUGUGUUUCGAUCUCGGUCUUGGUCAUCUCCUCCACUUUUUGUAUCAUACCAAUGGGGGAAAAAUCACUAGCCUUUUGCUCAUGGCCCCCUCCUCUUUGAGUGUGUUAGAAUUUUCUUCUACUUUUUCCCCCUAGUGUGCUGAAUCGGUAAUGAUUCUCAUCCAGUCAAAAUCAUUGGCUUAAUUUUAGCUGAUUAUUAUAUUAUUAUAUUAUAUAUUAUACUUGUAGCUUACUUAAUAUUUUCUUCAAACACUCUUAAAUUAUUACCAUUGCCAUAAAUUUAAGAUGUAGUUUUUGUUAA
Molecule: messenger RNA, 2554 nt
Organism: Cucumis sativus (cucumber)
Lineage: Eukaryota; Viridiplantae; Streptophyta; Magnoliopsida; Cucurbitales; Cucurbitaceae
Product: auxin transporter-like protein 2
Exons: 8
Coding region: 798-2234 (478 amino acids)
Cellular component (GO): plasma membrane
Source: RefSeq, a predicted model, not a curated record